AUGAGCUUCCCCUGCGUCGACGCCAACGACCUGCGCACCGCCCGCCUCCUCGAGCAACGUCAGCAGCGCCAACAACCCUCGCCAUCGACCUCGGCCUCGUCGUACAACACGCUCGGCCCGUCGACCCCGACCCCGACCUCGGCCGAGGACGCAGAAGGGCCCGAGCCGGCGUACGCCAACGUCGUAACGGGCUACCAGGUCUACGACCACCCGCGCCCGUUCGCGCUCGACUACGGCGGCCACCUGCCCUCGUUCUCGCUCGCGUACGAGACCUGGGGCACCUUGAAACGCCGACCGCACCAACGCCGUCCUCCUCCACACGGGCCUCUCGGCCUCGGCUGGUGGGAGCGCUUCAUCGGGCCCGGCCGCGCCAUCGACACGGACAAGUUCUUCGUCGUGUGCACCAACGUCCUCGGCGGGUGCUACGGCUCGACCGGGCCCUCGAGCCUCGACCCGAGCGACGGCCAGCCGUACGCGUCCAGGUUCCCCAUCGUCAGCAUCUUCGACAUGGUGCGCGCCCAGUUCGAGCUCCUGUCGCACCUCGGCAUCGACAAGCUCGCGGCGAGUGUCGGCAGCAGCAUGGGCGGUAUGCAGAGCAUCGCCGCCGCCCACCUCGAGCCCGACCGCGUCGGCAAGGUCGUCAGCAUCAGCGGCACGGCGCGCAGCAGCCCGGCCAGCAUGGCCAUGCGCUUUGCCCAGAGGAGCGUCCUCAUGGCCGACCCGAACUGGAAGCGCGGCUUCUACUACGACGACUUGCCGCCACACACGGGCAUGAAGCUCGCUCGCCAAAUCGCCACCAUCACGUACCGCUCGGGCCCCGAGUGGGAGCAGCGGUUCGGCCGUCGGCGGCGUGACCUCGCGGCGCCUCGCUCGGACCCGUCGGCCGCCCACCUUCCGUCGCCGCCCGUCCUGUGCCCCGACUUUCUCAUCGAGACGUACCUCGACCACCAGGGCGAGCAGUUCUGCCUCAAGUACGACGCAAACUCGCUCAUCUACAUCAGCAAGGCCAUGGACCUGUUCGACAUGAGCGACGACGCGCUCGAGGACCUCGAGGCGCGACGACGCGCACGCGACGAGGGCGCGCUGCCCGCCGACGCCCUGUGUCCCGUCCCGCCUCCCUCUUCUUCGGCGCCGCCAGAAGGCGGCGCGUCGUCGUCGUCGUCGACCUGGGCCGCGGCCGCCAAGCGGCAAAAGGACGCCAAGCCGUUCAUCUCGUCGCUCCCGUCGGCGCACGCGUACCUGCCCGGGCUCACACGCGGCCUGUCGCGGUUGCGGUCGCACCCGACGCUCGUCAUGGGCGUCCAGUCGGACACGCUGUUCCCGAUCGAGCAGCAGCGCGAGCUCGCCGAGUGCCUUAAGGCGAACGGCAACGAAAACGUCGUUUACUACGAGCUGAACCAGCCGUGGGGUCACGACACGUUCCUCCUCGACGUCGUGAGCGUCGGCGGCGCCGUCAAGGGCUUUCUCGAGGGCGAGUUCAAGGUCAAGCCGGCGCGCGAGGGCGAGGCGGUUUGAGUAGAGCGACCGUCGAAUAGAAGCGAGCCAACACCGGCUCUGCCUCGUCGUCCCUUU
Rhodotorula graminis WP1 is the source of this 1572-nucleotide messenger RNA. RefSeq lists its product as uncharacterized. The coding region runs from base 1 to 1515 and encodes 504 amino acids. NCBI's taxonomy places the organism in Eukaryota, Fungi, Basidiomycota, Microbotryomycetes, Sporidiobolales, Sporidiobolaceae. The transcript is spliced from 4 exons. Gene Ontology annotation, biological process: L-homoserine metabolic process. The record is from RefSeq and is a predicted model, not a curated record. Gene Ontology annotation, molecular function: L-serine O-acetyltransferase activity; homoserine O-acetyltransferase activity.